Musa acuminata subsp. malaccensis (wild Malaysian banana) is the source of this 718-nucleotide messenger RNA. Lineage: Eukaryota; Viridiplantae; Streptophyta; Magnoliopsida; Zingiberales; Musaceae. The record is from RefSeq and is a predicted model, not a curated record.
AUGGGUGUUACUCGCAGGGUCGUAAGCUCUGCGCUGCUGCUGUUGUUGGGUGCGACCGUGUGCUUCGCCUCUAGAGCGCUCCUGGUUGCUCCUCAGGAGCUGCCUUAUGGCGUAGGCCAUGGCAUUGGCGACGUCAUUCCUGGAGGUGGAUGGCAUUUCUUUCCCGGUUAUGGGGCCGGAGGUGAGUUUGGUGGUAUAGGAGAGUAUGGUGGUGGCUACGGUGGCGGUUCUGGAAGCGGUGUGGGCUAUGGAGCAGGUGGUGACCAUGGUGGUGGUUACGGGACUGGAGCGGGCACUGGGAGUGGAGGCGGUUAUGGUGCCGGUGGAGAACAUGGUGGCGGCUAUGGUGGUGGGGGAGGCAGCGGUACUGGUGUGGGUUAUGGUGCAGGUGGUGAGAAUGGAGGUGGAUACGGGAUAGGAAGUGGUAAAGGUGGUGGAGCUGGUUACGGUGCUGGUGGAGAACAUGGUGGUGGUUAUGGUGGUGGUGGAGGCAGUGGUGCUGGCGUUGGUUCUGGUGCAGGUGGAGAGCAUGGCGGUGGCUAUGGCACUGGAAGUGGUGCUGGUGCUGGAGGAGGCUACGGUGCUGGUGGAGAUCAUGGAGGAGGCUAUGGUGGUGGCGGUGGCUCGGGUGGUGGUGUAGGGUAUGGUGCAGGAGGUGAUCAUGGUGCUGGCUACGGGACAGGAAGUGGUGCUGGUGGUGGAGUUGGUUAUGGUGCAG